Molecule: messenger RNA, 620 nt
Organism: Syzygium oleosum
Lineage: Eukaryota; Viridiplantae; Streptophyta; Magnoliopsida; Myrtales; Myrtaceae
Product: auxin-responsive protein SAUR68-like
Exons: 1
Coding region: 123-566 (147 amino acids)
Biological process (GO): response to auxin
Source: RefSeq, a predicted model, not a curated record
GUUAGCCCUCUCAGUAUAAAACUCGGGAUAGGCCAAUACGUUCUGCACAGCCACAAAUAGCACUCAAACUCAACAAAAAGCAAGUUUGCUCUUCUGUUGAGAAUUUCUCGGAGUAGAACAAAAUGAUAAGCACAAAGAAGCUGAUUCAAAUGGCAAGGAAGUGGCAGAAGAUGGCCGCAAUUGGAAGAAGAAGAAUUUCGUUUCAUUGGACGAACAGCAAGUCCGCUUCAGCAAAUGCAAAGAGAUCAUCGGUUGCUCAGAAGGGUCACUUCGUUGUCUAUACAACAGAUGAGAGACGCUUCAUGAUCCCUCUCUCGUUUCUCACCAACGACAUAGUGAGGGAGCUCUUCAGGGUAUCGGAAGAAGAGUUUGGGAUUCCAUGUGAUGGUCCAAUCAUGCUUCCAAUUGAUGCACUAUCAAUGGAGUACAUAAUUUCAUUAAUUAGAAGAGGCUUGGCUAAGGACCAAGAGAGUGCUUUGCUUAUGUCGUUCACUAGACAAAGCUGCUCAUCAUCCUUAGCUUUCAAUCAAGCAUUAGAAAACCCAGAAAUUCUUGUUUGUAGCUGACAGAUGUAACACAUACCAGUGCUUACUAGAUGAAUGAAAGUAGUUUUGCCACAA